GUGUCUAUGUGGCUGAAUCGUUUCCAGAAAAGACAUCCAGAAAAUAGCUUCCUGUUUCUCCACAGGUCAGACAUGAAGCCCACCCUCAUCUCAGUGCUUGUGAUAUUUAUACUCAGAGGAACAAGAGCCCAGAGAGUGACUCAGCCCGAGAAGCUCCUCUCUGUCUUUGAAGGGGCCCCAGUGGAGCUGAAGUGCAACUAUUCGUAUUCUGGGAGUCCUGAACUCUUCUGGUAUGUCCAGUACCCCAAACAACGCCUCCAGUUACUCUUGAGACACAUCUCUAGAGAGAGCAUCAAAGGCUUCACUGCUGACCUUAACAAAGGCGAGACAUCUUUCCAUCUGAAGAAACCAUUUGCUCAAGAGGAAGACUCAGCCAUGUAUUACUGUGCUCUAAGUGGCACAGUAGCUGGUUUUGCAAGGAAGCAGAACACAAACCCUUUAAAUACAGGAAGUAUUUCUUUUUCAUGGGAAGCCCGCAAAGGAGUGCUGAUGAACUUGCUUGUGGUGGCUGUGAAACUUGCCAAGAAACCACCUGUCAGGCUUGCUGGAGGGGAGUGCCACUGUUGUCCCACAGGCCAACCAAGCAUAGUGGACAAGAAGUGUGGAAAACAUACCAGAACCAGGAAGAGAAGCGUCAUCCUUCUGCAGGGGAACCGUGUCCAACCAAUUAAUAUAGGCAAACAGUAUGUUCAUCUCGGCAAACAGAUGCCUAAUCAGGAUAAGAGUUUUCUUAAUUGGAAAAAUAGCUUGCUUAUGAAGACAAUAGUUUUAUCAAUAAAACUCACCUCAAGACCUUCGGCACAUCGUUGUACCAAUCCUAAACUCUUAGAACUAGAAUUCGAUAAAGGCAGAGACUGGAAUAGCUUUGUAAUUUCUUCUGAAAGAAUGGAAACUCUCCUGGGAGUGUCUUUGGUGAUUCUAUGGCUUCAACUGGCCAGGGUGAACAGUCAACAAGGAGAAGAGGAUCCUCAGGCCUUGACCAUCCAGGAGGGUGAAAAUGCCACCAUGAACUGCAGUUACAAAAGUAGUAUAAACAGUUUACAGUGGUAUAGACAAGAGUCAGGUAGAGGCCUUGUCCACCUAAUUUUAAUACGUUCAAAUGAAAGAGAGAAACAUAGUGGAAGAUUAAGGGUCACGCUUGACACUUCCAGGAAAAGCAGUUCCUUGUUGAUCACGGCUUCCCGGGCAGCAGACACUGCUUCUUACUUCUGUGCUACGGAGGGCUUCUUUGAUUUCUGGGGCUCUCUUUAA
Molecule: messenger RNA, 1251 nt
Organism: Symphalangus syndactylus (siamang)
Lineage: Eukaryota; Metazoa; Chordata; Mammalia; Primates; Hylobatidae
Source: RefSeq, a predicted model, not a curated record